This is a messenger RNA of Lingula anatina, 2190 nucleotides long. RefSeq names its product signal peptidase complex subunit 3-like. Gene Ontology annotation, cellular component: membrane; signal peptidase complex. Gene Ontology annotation, biological process: protein targeting to ER. The record is from RefSeq and is a predicted model, not a curated record. NCBI's taxonomy places the organism in Eukaryota, Metazoa, Brachiopoda, Lingulata, Lingulida, Lingulidae.
GAUAGGAGAAGCCGGUGAUCCAAGAUGAACACGUUUUUAUCCCGGGCGAACACUAUUUUCGCCUUCACAUUGAGUGUAAUGGCCGCUCUAACGUUUGGCUGUUUUCUGACAACAGCUUUCAAUGAUCAUUUGGCACCAGUGACGAUGAACACAGCUAAACUCAUAGUGAAGAAUGUACCAGACUAUAGUGCCUCUAGGGAGAAGAAUGACUUGGGUUUCAUAACCUUUGACCUGCAAGCAGAUCUGAACUCAAUAUUUAACUGGAAUGUAAAGCUGCUAUUUGUAUAUUUAACAGCUGAGUACCAGACUAAAAGCAAUGAGGUAAACCAGGUUGUAUUAUGGGAUAAAAUAAUCAAAAGAGGAGAAAAUGCUGUGUUAGACUACAGGAGUAUGAACACAAAGUAUUAUUUCUGGGAUGAUGGUAAUGGGUUAAAAGGCAAUAAAAAUGUCACACUGUCCUUGUCAUGGAAUGUGAUCCCCAAUGCUGGAACCUUGCCCAAGAUUAAAGGAGAUGGAAGACAUGUUUUUGCAUUCCCAGAAGAGUAUCAGUCAAGCAAGUUUUAGGCAAUAAAUGCAAGGAAUCCCUGUUUAAAGCAACUGAUACAGAGGAUUUAUCAACAGCAUGAUAUAAAGUUGUGUGGUUGUCCAGCAUUGAGAACUGGUGGACAGGAGGCACAAUAGCUACCACGUGAUAAGUAGCAGGGAGACUGUUGUGCUCAAAUGCCAUAGAUUUUAUUGUUAUUCAAAACGUUAUUUCAACUUAGUUAACUGACAUUCCUCCACAUUUUCUGUUUUACUCCUGUUAGUGAAAGCAGGAUUUUCCCAAAUUGAUAAAAUAAACAGAACUAGCCUGCUUAUACUAAGAGUGAAAGAUGCAAAAAUGUAAUAUAUAAGACUUUCCUUUUGUAUGCGAUUAUUUAUGGUCCAGGAUAAGUCAAACAUGAUGCACGUGUCAUGUUGUUUAAGUUGCUGUAUGUAAAAAAAGUAGUUUGCAUCCAUAUACUGAUUUUUUAUUGAAAAUAUCUAAUUCAAUAUAAUUUUGAACAUUUAUUAAUAUCUCGAUGGCAGUUUAAACUUGUGAACAUGUAACUGAAUCAGGAUGAAGGGAAUCAAGUUUUACAAUAUUAUAACCAUACCAUUACCAAGAUUUUCUUUCAUGUCAGUAUGCAGUUGUAGCAUCUCUAUUUAUAUUUUGAAAAAUUAUGCAUGUAUGUGACACUGUUUGUAUGAAUUUUUUACAUAAAUGUGUCAAAAAUCCAUUUAGUUUGUUGAUAUUUUGAUAUUUGUCAAAUGGGCUGUAACUCUUACAUUUAGAAUAUGUAACUAUUCAGCAGAUAUUGCAAGACAACUGACAGUUUAGUAGGCAGAAUUUAAUUUAAAAUAGUCCCAUCUCUUACUGGCAUGUGAAUUUGCUAGUGAUAUACAUGUUUAGCUGCAUCAGGACCACAAACUGUCAAAAAGUGGUUCAACCUUUUUUCAGUGGAAGUUGUAAGGUAAUUCUGGCUUAUUCAUGGUCAAGUUUUUUUUUCCAGUCACAAAUUCAGAAAUAAAAUUUGCCCAUUUUGGAAGCAGAAGAUAAUCAUGUAGUGAAUGCCCUCCCCCUCAUUUGGCUGAAGAGAAUAAUUUCAAAGAGAAUAUGUUGCAGGUCUCAGUUCAAGAGAAAAUGCAGCAACUCCUGGCUUGAGAGAACAAUUACUCGGCAUUUUCUCAUUAUCAUCUCACUGUUAUAUUGUUGGACAUUUCCUUACACAGGGAGAAAAAGGUUUUUAAAGCAUUUUUUGGCUGCUUGAUCCGAUUUAUUCAUUGGCACGAUGUUGACCUUAAGAGAGUUAUGAAGGAUGCUAGUAGUAGUGAUUUAUGUGGGCUAAACAGGGAAUCUAUGCCAUCUUCUUAGGUUUAGUGAUAAUUACACACCGAGCAAAAAACACCCUAUGUGAAUUGUGUAAUGGGCAAAUUUUUUAUAAUUGUACAGGAAUCCAGCAAAUCCUCAUUUCUCCCCUUCAUUUAGAGUAUUUUACUUUAAAACUUCACACAGGUAAACCAUAAAAAACUUUGACAUUGGGAAAAAUCUCUCUACAAAAAACACCACAACAAAAUCAUUUUCCUAUAUUCAAAGUUCUUUAUUAUUUUUCUACAAUGCCAACAUGUCCAUGUUUAUUUAUGCAAUAAACUCGUAUGGGAUGGGCUGAA